Piliocolobus tephrosceles (Ugandan red Colobus) is the source of this 1937-nucleotide messenger RNA. RefSeq names its product inhibitor of carbonic anhydrase. Gene Ontology annotation, cellular component: recycling endosome; plasma membrane; early endosome. Gene Ontology annotation, biological process: antibacterial humoral response; iron ion transport. NCBI's taxonomy places the organism in Eukaryota, Metazoa, Chordata, Mammalia, Primates, Cercopithecidae. The record is from RefSeq and is a predicted model, not a curated record.
UGGUCCCACUGAAGGCACAAGCUGCUCGCUGCCUGCCCCACGGGAUGAGUGCGAGAAGUAACGAGGUUUACUUUCCCAGGGCGAACCUUUGCCAGGAGACGCUGCUUGCUCUGGCAGGGUAAAGCCAGACGAGGCGCGAGAGCGGGUUGGGUGACGAGCGCCAGCUGCGGAGAAUGAGGCUCGUCUUCUGCGCCCUGCUGUACGCCGGGGCGCUGGGGCUGUGCCUGGCCCCUCCUGAGAAAACUGGAGGAUGGUGCGCCACAUCAGAUCAUGAGGCCAUGAGGUAUGCCAGUUUCUGAGACAAUAUUAAAAAAGUGUUUCCAGCAGAUGGUCCCCUUGUCACUUGCGUGAAGAGAGUCUCUUCCCUUGAAAACAUUAAGGCCAUCGCAGCAAAUGAAGCAGAUGCUGCGACCAUUGAUGGAGGUUUAGUGUUUGAGGCAGGCGCCUACAGCCUGAAGCCCAUCAUGGCAGAAUUCUAUGGGUCAAAAGAUGGUGUGUUCUCCCUGGGGACGGGUGUCUCUGGUCGGACACUGCAGCAAUGUGUCAUCAGUGUGUGUGUGACCACAGCCGGCCUCAGUCUGACUCACUUGAAGGACCCCGGCAUAUUCCUGGGACGCCUCUGCAUCCCACCAUUAUGUCACUGCUGUGGUGAAGAGCGCACCAACUGCCAGCUGAGUCAGCUCCAAGCAGCGGCCGAGUUCUUCUCUAGCAGCUGUGGCCCCUGUGCGGACAUGAAGAAGUUCCCCCGCCUGUGUCAACUGUGUGCAGGGAAAGGGACAGACAAGUGUGCCUGCUCCUCCCAAGAACCGUACUUCGGCUACGUGGGAGCCUUCAAGCUCCUGGCUGCUUUUGGCCUGGGCUUAGCUGUGGGGUUCAGAGGCCCUUCAGACAAAGCCGUCGCCUCUGUUACCCUGACUGGGCCCCUAGACCUGCUUCCAUCUCUCAACCCUCUCACCUUUCCCCAGCAGUCUCUGCAUCAAAGGGAAUGUGGCCCCUUUAGUGGGGGACCUAGGCUGUCCUGGCAUGACAACCUGGCAAACAAGGCUGACAGGGACCAGUAUGCCCUUUGCCUGAACAACACCCGGAAGCCGGUAGAUGGAUACAAGCACUGCCAUUUGGUCUGGGUCCCUUCUCAUGCUGUCAUGGCCCGAAGUGUGGGUGGCAAGGAGGACUUGAUCUGGGAGCUUCUCAUCCAGGCCCAGGAACAUUUUGGAAAAGACAAGUCAUGGGGAUUUCAGCCCUUUGGCUCUCCUCUCGAGACAGACCUGCUGUUUACUGAUGCUGCUCAUGGGUUUUUAAGGCCACCACCUAACAUGGAUGCCAAGCUGUACCUGGGAUAUGAGUAUUUUUCUACGACUCAGGAUGCAAAAAGAGGUAUGCAAGGAGGCCGAGAGCAGUUUAGGUCUAAGUGUGUGAAUUUCCCCAUGGAAGGCUAUUAUGUCAUGGCUGUGGUUAAGAAAUCAGAUGCUGAUGUCACCUGGAACUCUCUUCGAGGCAGGAAGUCCUGCCACACUGUAGUUGGGACUUCUGCAAGCUGGAACAUCCCCAUGGGCUUAAUAUACAAUCAAACCGGGUCCUGUAAAUGUGAUGAGUUCUUCAGUCACAGUUGUGCCCCUGGGUCUAACCCGGAUUCCCCUCUCUGUGCUCUGUGUGGUGGCAGGUGCAAUCCUGCCCACAUGUGGGCUCACAACAGCCAGGAGAGAUACUACGGCUCCAAUGGGGCUUUCAGGCAAAUAGGACUGGUGGCACGGACCAGCUCGGCCGCCCUGGAGUCAGGAGCAGAGCCACCCGGUUCCCAGCCCGCCUUAGCCGCUCCUGGCACCGAGCGAGCCGCGAUGACAAUGGCUGGAUUGUGCUUCAUGUCCCUUCUCAUCAGCAUUUCUGUGCUGGGCUCCUUCCACUCGCGGGUCGUCUCCAGAGCUCAGGAAAUGAGGUGA